Molecule: messenger RNA, 2214 nt
Organism: Homarus americanus (American lobster)
Lineage: Eukaryota; Metazoa; Arthropoda; Malacostraca; Decapoda; Nephropidae
Product: probable O-methyltransferase ustE
Biological process (GO): lipid metabolic process
Cellular component (GO): membrane
Molecular function (GO): oxidoreductase activity, acting on the CH-CH group of donors
Source: RefSeq, a predicted model, not a curated record
GCUGGGGCUGUUCCUCUUCACCCGCAUAGUGAAGGCAGGAAAAGACCGUCGCUUUGACAAGACACGAGCUAAUCCUGUCCGCUUCUUCUAUGCUUGGACUUUACAAGGAGUGUGGGUGUUGGUAACGAUUCUCCCCAGUCUGUUGGCGGUGUUGUCACCCAGACAACGUCCAGUGGGUACCAGGGACUACAUAGGUUGGGGCAUCUGGGCUAUGGGCUUCCUGAUUGAAGUCGUGGCAGACUACCAGAAGACAGUGUUCAAAAACAACCCCGCUAAUAAGGACAAGUUUAUAAACACUGGGCUGUGGGCUCUGUCACGCCAUCCUAACUAUUUUGGUGAGAUCCUGCUGUGGUUUGGGCUUUACGUCAGUGCUUCCUCAACAUUCUCUGGCUGGGAAUAUCUUACGAUUCUGUGCCCCCUCAUGGAUUAUCUGCUCAUCACACAAGUUUCUGGGAUUCCCAUGUUGGAGAGUUAUGGUCGUAAGAAGUGGGGUUUGUCUCCACAGUAUCAGGCGUACAUCAGGAACACUCCAAUUCUCAUACCUUUCCUUGGCUAGUAUGUGAAGUACAUACCUAGCUCUCGGGUCUUUUACUGGCUGCUUCUGUACAGGCCCAUUCACUAAUGCGUUUACAGGGGCUCGUCAGGUUUUGGCAGUAGCCGUGUUUGUUUACAUUUGACAAAGAAACUCUCAAUAGUAAACAUACUAUGGAAUCAAAUUAAAACAAAUAUCUCAAAGAUGAUGAUUUGUGGAAUGUUUAUAUGACUAGCCCAGUAAACACACUAGUGAAGGGGACUUUACAUAAUAACUGCACGUGGGAAUCAUCUGUCACUAGUUAAUGGAUUUUUUGUUCUUCCAGUGUCAUUAGUUAGUGUUGAUUAGGUCAACAGAAAUAUGUCUCAGGAACUAUGUAGGGAAAUUUAUUAAACAAAAAAUUAUGAGUGAAAUGUGUUUAUUUAAAGGAUGGAAUUUAAAAAAAAAAGAUGUGUAUGUUUCACUGUAGAACAUUAAUAAUUCCGACUAAGGAAAAGAGGUUUCUGAUUUUUUUUCCCAGUACUAUGAUGUAUUUUAAAACCCUUGUGGCUAAUGAUCACCAAAACAGUCCCAUCUCAUUGAAAUUAUACAGCUGGUGAAUGCUGAGCCUAUUGCUGUUUAUAAUACUGUACUUUGGAGAAUAGCACACAGGGAUGCCAUUGUGUUUCUGUUAGUACUCAGGGGGUUACCACUCAUCUUGUGGUUGAGUACCUGGUGCUGGCAGGAGUGAUAUAUAUAUCCAGCCUCUGCUACCUGUAAAUUAUACCUGAAAUGCCUGACUUAACAGCACUCUGGAGUUCAACUCUGUGUAGGCACAUAUUCAGCCAGCUAAUAGCACUUCAUCACAGUGGCUCCAUCUUCCCUUUGUUCAUAUUUUCUUGAGAGGAAACACAAUUUCCUUGUUCAUUAGCAGACACUUGUCUUGUCUAUAUUCUUAAUAAUGUCAUAGACUAAGCUUUUCUUCACACCAUAUUCUUAUUGUAUUUUCUGCACUUUUUUAUCAUGCUCAGAAAAUUCAAUAAUUACUGUACUACUUUUUGUACAAAACUAACCUACUACUUGGCACCUUGAUGGGACUUUGAGCCACUAUUACAUUACAGUUGGAUAUCCAUUUUAAAACACCAAGUACAGAGAACACAGCAACUUGUGCACAAUGGGGGACAUAUAAUGGACCGAGGGACCCUACAUGGUGAGUUGCUGACCCAAGUAAUUUAUGUCCACCACCUUCACCAAAGCAGGGGCCAGUGAGCCACACACUCACACCCUACAGCUAAUGUAGCACUUCCCAAUCCCUAAGUGAGUCCUGUGAUGCCCCAUACUAUAGGGGUAUGUGUUGAAUGUUUAAAAUUUGAUAAAUUUAUCAGAUCUUUCAGAAUUAUGCGAGCUAUCUCAAAUUUCUGAGAGCUCACCCCCAUCAAAGCAAGUGGUGGCAGUGAUCAUUAACUAUGAUAUGACUGUAUCUGAUUUAGACAAAAGGUGUCCAACCAAGGCAGACAUUGUCCAACUUUUCAGGGGUUUUGAAGGUCUAAUGUCCGAACUAUUGAUGUUUUACUCUUCUCUACUUGUUAUUUUAUUUCAAAUUAUCACUGAUAAAGUUUUUAUAACAGAAAUUAUCUUUAAAAUAUGUAACAAUGAUAUUCAUUUUACAAUAAAUUGGAGCCUUUAGUUAUGGUAAUUUGUAA